GUGAUUGGUGAAGGGAGGAAGUUCAGAGGUUAUAAUUUUGUUGUCUUUGUGUAAAGGAGUGGAGCUCGAUCUCACAUCACUCUUCCCUCUUCCCCGAGUCCUUUCUAAACUCUCCCCCGGGUUUCUACCCUCCCGAACCUCUCCCCUUCUACCCUUACAACCCCAACCCUCCCCCCAAUCACUUAGCAGCGCACGAAUCAGAUCCAUCUCAGUGAUCAAAGACCGCGGUUCUGUACUGAAGGUUACAGUUGCAGUUAUGGACUCCGGUGUGAUUGAAGGCGGGCUCAAUGUCACCCUUACCAUUAGGUUGCUCAUGCAUGGGAAGGAAGUUGGAAGCAUUAUCGGGAAGAAAGGUGAAUCUGUGAAAAAGAUGAGAGAAGAGAGUGGGGCUCGCAUCAACAUCUCCGAGGGCAAUUGUCCUGAGAGGAUUAUUACUUUGGCAGGUCCAACCACUGCCAUCUUUAAGGCAUUUUCCAUGAUCAUUGAGAAGUUGGAAGAGGAUAUAAGCAGCUCGAUGUCAAACAGCACAGCUACCAGCAAGCCCCCAGUGACUCUGCGCAUUGUGGUACCUGCUAGCCAGUGUGGCUCCCUCAUUGGGAAAGGUGGCUGCAAGAUCAAGGAAAUUCGAGAGUCAACUGGUGCUCAGGUACAAGUGGCAGGAGAUAUGCUACCAAACUCCACAGAGCGUGCCAUUACCAUAGCUGGCACUCCCCAGUCAAUAAUUGAGUGUGUAAAACAGAUCUGUGUGGUCAUGCUUGAGUCUCCCCCUAAGGGGGUCACUAUCCCCUACCGACCCAAGCCUUCAGGAUCACCUGUCAUUUUUGCAGGCGGACAGGCAUAUGCUGUACAAGGACAGCACGCGAUUCCACAGCCAGAUUCUUCCUCUGCUGCUAUUUCUCCACAGCUCACCAAGCUUCACCAGCUGGCUAUGCAGCAGAGCCCUUUUCCCAUUGCACCAAGCAACCAGGGAUUCACUGGGAUAGAUGCUUCUGCUCAAACCAGUUCUCAUGAGAUGACCAUUCCAAAUGAUCUUAUUGGAUGCAUCAUUGGCCGCCAGGGAGCCAAGAUCAACGAGAUCAGACAAAUGUCUGGUGCCCAGAUCAAGAUUGCAAACCCAGUGGAUGGAUCAACUGACCGCCAGGUUACCAUCACAGGCUCACCUGCCAGCAUCAGUCUGGCGGAGUACCUCAUCAAUGCCAGUGUAGAGUCCUCUAAACCUCCUCCCUCCUCCUCCUCCUCCUUGAACCCUGAACAGACCAGCUUGUGCCCUCCCUCCACCUCUACUACUACUACUACCACUACUACUACUACUACUACUACCACCACCUCCUCUGCUGCUACCUCCUCCUUCCCCUCCUCUUCUUCUUCCUCUUCCUCCUGUGUGGUGCCCCCCACAGCCUCCAUCCCUCUGUCCUUGUUGGCUCCAGGGCCGCCUCCUCCUUCUUCUUCCUCCUCCUCUUCUUCCUCCUCCACUGAUUCCCUGCUCCCCAGCUCUCCUGCCUGUGUGUCGAGUCUCCUCAGUCUCAAGCCCCUGCCUCUCCUGGCCCUCCAUGUUGUCAGCGGGGCGAGUAACACCCCUCACUCAAUCCCCACUGAGCCCAAAGUCGCCCCCGAGCUGGGCUCCAAGUCUAAAAGACGAAGGCUCUCCCCUUACUAAUGAAGGAAACAUAAGUCAUCUACUACUAAAGUGCGGACAAAGCUCUUUGUUGUCUGUACCUGCACUUGCUUUUGUAUCAGGCUGUGCCAUGCCUCGCUUAUGAAAGAAAGCAGCCCCUCGUUUCAAAAUCAGAGAUGGUUGAUGCCAUAUUUAUAAAAUGUAGCUUGAUUUUACCUAUCUUAAAGAAAUGACAUGUUGAGUGCAUUAUAUUUUUAAAUGACUUGAACUUAGCAUGGACAGGGAAUAAUUUCACUAAUUUAUUGAAGUGUUUUUCAGUUUGUGUAAGCUCUGCUCAGGUAGCAGCUCUCUUUAAGAUGUCACUUUGUAUUUAAUCAGUUUGUUUGUAGCUAAUUUUAAGUGACUGUUGUUGGCUGACAUAGUGGAGUGUAAUAACUUUUCUUUUGAGCUAAUGUAAGAAAUGUACAACUUUAAUUCAAGGUUUAUCUACCCUCAGGUAUCAAAACCACCAAAUCAUUCUCUGAGUCAUGCUAAUUUUAAGAAUACAAGAACACCCACUGGCUUCAGCAUAAAACAAGUCCAUUAAGAAACAAUUAAAUAAUGAAAUGCUUUGUGUUUAAUUAUUGUAUGUGAUCACAUUCUUAAAACAUGCACAAAGAAAAUAAGUCUGAAUAUUAAAGUGCUGCUUAGCCCACCAUAAAAAUUGCAAACUGGAGUGAAACGUUUAACUCUGAUUAAAGAUUACAAAAACAAAACCUGCUUCUCACUUGUAGGGAUGGGAAUUUAGGGCCAGUUCCAAAGUUUCCAAAGCAUCAAUAUCGUACACCUCUAAAUUUGUCAGUUCUGCUGUCAAUGCUGGUAGUUACAGGAAAAAAUAGUACCUGUUGUAAAUUAACAAUGUCAUACACAGGUCUCAAGAAUGUACUGAAUGUAAGACUCAGAGAUCAUACUUUUUAAACACUGGCGCACCACAAAUUCCUUGUUCACACACAUUGAAAAGCAAAAAAAAAAAAAAACUCAACAUAAAGUUGCACAGUAGUGAAACAUCACCAGUCUUGCCAACUCUGCACUUGAGCGAGAUCUCUGCUCUGUAGCAGAAUUAGGCCUUUCAGCUCUGCCCCGCUGCCCAGUGAAAGCUAGCUGUGCUUAUGGGCCUGCUCCAAGUUCAAGUCAUUAUUAUCAAGUUUUAAAAAUUAACACAUCCUGUCAUUUUUAACUUUGAGACAUAAUAUCUGUAAAUACUGCUUAAAUUAUUGCAAAAUACGUUGAUUGGUAUUUUUUGGUUGAGUGGUUAUUUAUUUUAUCAGAGCUGAAAAGCAGGCUGGGAAAGUUCUUAGAGACAGAGUUGAUAUGUGUUCCUAAUGGGUCACUUUUUACAAAAUAUUCCAGAUCUGUUUCUGAAAACAGAAGAACAAUGUCACAAGAGCAAAAAAAAAAAAAGAAAGAACAAUUCUUUGAGUUUUGAAGAUCAAAACAAUUUGGGAUUGUAAAGCUGCUUGCUAACCUACUUUUAUAAUUGGGCUUGUAUUUUAUCUACAUUGUAUGGAGUUGACAUAAGUACUAAAAACUAGUAUAAUGUACUUCUUCUUAGAAAGUUGGAUUAAGAGAAUUUAAGGGAACUCAUAAAGAUCUGGAUCCAUAAGAAACCUUAAAGACAAUAUUUUAUCUUUUUCUUUUUUUUAAAUAUUUUGUCAGUUCCCAUCCCUAUAAGUUCCAGGCAAACAGCAGAGAUGGCAGGAAGUUAGUUUUUUUUUUAUAGUGUUACAUGACACCAAAAUGCAAAACCAUCUACUGGCUAUGGUUUAUUGUUUUAGUUAACAAAAAGGCAAGCGUUUACUUCACCUGUUUAAAAUUUGCAUAUUUAUGGCCUGUCUUUAAGGUAUUUAUUUUAUUUUCUGAAAGUUAAAGGCCCGCUAAGAAUGAUAAACUAAAUAAAUUAAAGUAAGGCAGCAAAUGAAAAAUGCUUUAUUUGUUGCAGUCCUACUUGAAAUAAAAGCCAGACCUGGUGUUUGCUCCAGAUUGCAGUGUUUAUGCAAAGCUGAGUUUCACAAUUACCUUUAAACAUGAGUGGUAUGCCGCCUCUAGUCCAGUGUGUGGCUAUUUAACACAUCCCCAUAUCUAAAGCCAGUAAAUAUCAGCUUUGACGAGUUCUUGGUUUUUAAGAAUUUCUCUCUUGCUGUAGAUGUCCCCAAACUGGAUAUCUGUUUAUAUCAGAGCAUAAUUUUCCUGGUUAAUAAAUUCAGAUUACACUCUUGUAUAGACGUUUAUUAUAAAUAUUAAAUGUACAGUAAUUGAUAUUGACAUUUAUCUUUUCUGUCUGAUUGCAUGCCUUCCUUUCUCUUUUUUCUUGGUCUCUGGAUGUCUCUGUCUGUUUCUCCAGGCUUUCCUCUGAGGCCACAGGAUUGGCAGCCAACUGAUAAGACACAGCAUCUGCAC
Molecule: messenger RNA, 4051 nt
Organism: Melanotaenia boesemani (Boeseman's rainbowfish)
Lineage: Eukaryota; Metazoa; Chordata; Actinopteri; Atheriniformes; Melanotaeniidae
Product: poly(rC)-binding protein 2
Exons: 13
Coding region: 257-1657 (466 amino acids)
Biological process (GO): regulation of RNA metabolic process; regulation of gene expression
Cellular component (GO): nucleus; cytoplasm; nucleoplasm
Molecular function (GO): mRNA binding; single-stranded DNA binding
Source: RefSeq, a predicted model, not a curated record